GAGGGACGGUGCGUUGCGCCUCAAAAGACCUAGAGUAGCCGACCAGAGUGUAGCAAAAUGGACUAUUAUAACGUCGGCUGGAGACGGGGGUCAGUCCAGCUUAAAGUCACCAAGUUUACCCUCAAUUCCCACGAUGCGCAUUCAAGUCUAUUCGCAAAAUGAAACCCUCAUCCUAUCUUCACUUUCUCUUCCUCAACCUUCCGCUUGCGGUCUCCCGGCCUACAGCCGGUUCUCAAGAAAAGACACCUUCGGAACCCUGCGAGGCUAAAAUCGGCGCUACUUGGGUUCCGGCAGCCCCACCAACACUCCAGUCGCGAGAUGAGCCUGCAGCUGUCGAAUCUCACACUGGACGCCUAGCAUCACUCAACAUUAUUGUUGGCGAUGGCGGCUCGCCCGCCGCAGACAAGAAAAAAUCGAAAGAAUGGGGGCUCGAAUGUCACGAUCACGAUGGACCAAACAUCUUCUUCACCCAUCCACUGCUGUCCAACAUUUCAUUCAACGUCCAUACUGAAUGGUAUGUCACGUAUCCGGGCCGCCUGGCGAGGAAGUUCAGCAGUGAAGGUUACAACAUAACGAAGCCUUCAGAGCGUACAUGCUUUUGGAAGGAGAUAAGAAAAGUCAAAAAGCAUUGGAUUGAGAGGGGGAAGAUCAGCAUAAGAGCAACUGGUGAUGCGAACAUCACCAUGGCGGAGGAACAGCUAAAAGACAUCACCAAAAUCAUGGAAGAUCUGGCACCUACCGUUGAGAUUACGGUGCUCGCUCUAGGGCUCACAAUACCCAUCUGGGGCAUGCUUCUAUUGAGGGCAUGCGUGGCUGUCAUUGCCUUCUGCUGUGGCCUAUUCAUGGUCAUCAAGGAAACAUUCCGGUCGCGCAGGGGUGUCAAUAUCGCCGCGCACGACCACGGUUCCGACGACGGCGGUGCUGGCCCGGACUGUGAAUUGGAGUCCCCUACUUCCACUGAGUUCCGCAACAAGGACGUCUCGUCACCCUUCACCACCAACAGGCGAUGGUCGAGCUUCGGCAGAGCGGGCAGCGGUACCUGGAAGUUCCUCCCGGCGUACACUGAAGAAGGACGCACGGUCGAGUUGCACGAGCUGAGGCACGGCUCCAGCGCAUCUAGUUCUGCUGCACCGCCUUAUCCGGGAGACAUGCCGCCGCGGUACAGCAUAAUCGAGGCUAUGAGAGAUGAAUGGAAGCACGAAGACAGGAGGGAAAGCAGAACCGACGACAGAGAUUCGUGAAUAGCACCUAGCCCUAGAACAGCUGGUGGUGAAGACAUAAGAUCGAUAAAUCUUGAACAGUUUGCUUGGGCAAUCAA
Messenger RNA from Aplosporella prunicola CBS 121167, 1318 nucleotides. RefSeq lists its product as uncharacterized. NCBI's taxonomy places the organism in Eukaryota, Fungi, Ascomycota, Dothideomycetes, Botryosphaeriales, Aplosporellaceae. The record is from RefSeq and is a predicted model, not a curated record. The transcript has a single exon. Bases 159 to 1241 code for a protein of 360 amino acids.